AUGUGCACGCCCAAGCUCCGCACUGGCCGGGCGGAUGUCUCAAAGGAGGUGAUGGAGAAGUGGAAGCUGGGGGGGGAGAGCCGCCGACAGUUGUUGGACACUUUGGUGGAGGUGAAGGGGGACAAAGAAGCUUUCAAGAAAUCCAUCGAAGUUUGCUUCACCAAGGGCCGCAAGAACACCAUCAAAAUUUCUGCGGGCUGGUAUUCGAAGGACCGCAUGAAGACCGUGCUUGGAUUUGGGAAGCAAAGAAUCAAGGCUGUUGUGAACUACUGCAGCGUUCCGGAGAGGAAGAAGAUGCUCACGCGGUAUGACAAGUAUGAGAAGAAUGUGCGGGAGUACUGGGUGCAGGAGCAGGAGUCCGGAUCUUUUGAGACCACCGAUGAGCAGCAGCUCCGUGACACUACCGUGAUGGCCCAGAAUGCUGAGACCAAUCAGGUGAACUUGGCGCCCCCGCCCUCCGGCCCGUUGUCGCCGCCAGCGCAGUCCUCGGACGACGAGCAAAGCAUGAGUGAGGAUGAGGAGUCCGGCCGCCCCAAGAAAAAGACAAAGAAGGAAAAGACAGGGGCUGAUUUCGAUCAAGAGCACCGCCUUGAGGCCACAUGUGUGUGUUUUCCCACCUGUCCGAUCCAAUUCACACACAAUUACAGAUCGAUCGAUCCCUUAUCCCCCGCCCUGCCGUAG
Molecule: messenger RNA, 681 nt
Organism: Effrenium voratum
Lineage: Eukaryota; Dinophyceae; Suessiales; Symbiodiniaceae
Source: the annotation of a GenBank genome assembly